This is a messenger RNA of Globicephala melas (long-finned pilot whale), 2825 nucleotides long. The record is from RefSeq and is a predicted model, not a curated record. NCBI's taxonomy places the organism in Eukaryota, Metazoa, Chordata, Mammalia, Artiodactyla, Delphinidae.
GGGCCCGGGCCGCGCCGCGCCAUGGCUUUUUACCGCACAGAGGAGCGCGGCCAGCCCCACUCUCCCGGUUACCGCCUCUUUUUCAAGAAUGUAGCUGGUCACUACAUUUCCCCCUUUCAUGAUAUUCCUCUGAAGGCGGACUCUGAAGAGGUAUUGUUUUAACUUGUUUGGGGCAUGAAAAUAUGUACUUCUUGUAUCACCAUAAAAUGCUUUUUGGAAGCAUCUUGAAAGGAAAGAAUGUGGUCGGAAGCUGAGAAGGGCAACAGAGUUAUCAUAACAGGAUUAUAAGCCUCCUUCGUGAAUUCGAAUUUGGAUAAGAAUAGGAUUCUUCCAGGAGGACUUGAGGAGAAAGAGAUGUUAGUAGUCGAUAAAGCUUAGAAUUUGGUCAGAAAUAAAGAUUUAAGGUAUAGAAUUUAAGAGGUUAACAAGAGGCUUAUUUUAAGUAGUAGUAACAGUAGUAGUAGAAGUAAUAACAUUUGUGAAUUAUUUUGUUUGCUAGCCACCAUGUGAACAUAUGACAUUUUAUUUAAUCCUUAUGAGUUGCUAUUAUCAUCUCUAAGGACACCGGAGCCGAAGGCAUGUUAUUGACUUGUCUAAGGUCAUGCAGCUGGUAAGUGCCAGAACCAGGUUUUGAACUAGCAUUUCUGACCACAGAGUUCAUGCUCUUUAACUACUCUACGAGACAGAUGCUAGAAAGAUAAAGUUGGGAAGAUUGUAGUCUUUGAAUAGUUAUUCUUUUAGAACCUAAAAUUACUUGACAGGUGUGAGGGUGGAAGGGAUGUAAGUCAGGUCAGAGGGAGAUCUGCUGCUGAAGGUGGAACUAAGAGGGGCUCGGAAUAUUGGAGCCUUCCGAGGACUCUCCUGACUAGCUGGCGAGAUGGCAUAAUUGGCAGUGGAUGUUAGUAGUCACCAUGACGUUGGAAGUUCUUUUCUUGAAAUCUGAGUAGUUACAACAAUUGGCUGACUUCAUCUGUUAAGUAAGUUAACCAGGACUAUGUUCCUGGUUGAGAUUAUAUGGGGCUAGUUAGUGGGGUGGAGUUUUCUAGAACUGUGGGGAGAUGAGUGUGAGGGCAGAGGCCAGUGAAGAAGUGGGAAGCUGCUUCAGAUGCAAGGCUGGUUUGACCUUUUUGGUGUUACCUCAGGGGCUGAAUUUCAGGCAUCAUCCAAAGGUUCUGGAACUCUGGAGUAGGACUUAUGCUGUCUUGCAGCCCUUCACAGGGCUGGACUGUCCAUAACAGUGGCAGCGGGGAGAAUAAUAGCAAAGAUUUAUUGAGUGUUUGUAGUGCUUAGGCAAGCACUGUGCCCAGAGCUUGACUUGCAUUAUUUCAAAAUGUGCCGGGCUACUAUUAUCAUCCUUAUUUUGUUAAUGAGGUUAAGUACCUUGCGCAUGGUCACAAAUCUAGUUUGCUGUGGAGGUGAGAUUUGAACUUAGGUGCUCUAACUCCACAGACUGUAUCUUUUUUUUUUUUUUUUAAACAUUUCUUCAGGCUUUAUUUUAAAUGAUAGCAGGUUUGAGGUCAAGAAGACAAUAGGUGAUGGUGACUUGAUAUAGUAAAAAAAAAAAAAAAGCAAAAGGAAAGGUAUUUUAUUCUAAACUAUUAUUUACAAACACAUUUAAAACUAUAGUCAUUUCCUAUAAUGUCUAUAGAAUUUUCUAUAAAUAAUUUUCCCAGAAAGAGCGAGGAAAAGAAUGCUCGGCAACAGGGGUACCCUUUUCUACAAAGCCUGUAUCUUAACUGCUCUUGUGUAAUUCUUCUAGCUCAUUACUUCCGAGGAGAAUUCAGCUACAGGACAAGGAGUCAUGUAAUCUGGAGAGAGAAAGAAACCAAUGAGAGGGCAGAAAGAACUCCACAGUACUGUGAAAAUGGCAUUCCUACAAAGAGAGCACGAAAUGAUGAAUAUGAGAAUUUGUUUAAUAUGGUUGUAGAAGUACCUCGGUGGACAAAUGCUAAAAUGGAGAUUGCCACGGAGGAGCCAUUGAAUCCCAUUAAGCAAGAUGUAAAGGAUGGCAAGCUUCGCUACGUGGCAAAUAUCUUUCCUCACAAGGGUUAUAUAUGGAAUUACGGUGCCCUCCCUCAGACUUGGGAAGAUCCCCAUCGAAAAGAUAAGAGCACAGACUGCUGUGGAGAUAAUGAUCCUAUUGAUGUUUGUGAAAUAGGCUCAAAGGUUCUUUCUCGUGGAGAUGUUGUUCAUGUGAAGAUCCUUGGAAUUUUGGCUCUUAUUGAUCAGGGUGAAACAGAUUGGAAAUUAAUUGCUAUCAAUGUGAAUGAUCCUGAAGCCUCGAAGUUUCAUGAUAUUGAAGAUGUUAAGAAGUACAAACCUGGUUACUUAGAAGCUACGCUUAAUUGGUUUAGAUUUUAUAAGAUACCAGAGGGAAAACCAGAAAACCAGUUUGCUUUUAAUGGAGAAUUCAAGAACAAGGCUUUUGCUCUUGAAGUUAUUAAAUCUACUCAUGAAUGUUGGAAAGCAUUGCUUAUGGAGAAGUGUGCUGGAGGGGCUAUAAAUUGCACAAAUGUGCAGGUAUGUGAUAGCCCUUUCCAUUGCUCUCAAGAGGAAGCAAGAUCAUUAGUUGAAUCGGUGUCAUUUUCACUGAAUAAAGGAAGUAAUGAAGAAGAUCAAGUAUGGCACUUCCUUGGCAAGUGAUGAGAACAUUUGAAGUUCUGCCAUCAGGAUUCCAGUCUCUAAAAACUCCAAGACUCCAUCUCCCCCAAGUGCUAGAAACAAGCAGAUCUAUGAGAAUUUGCUAACUUCCUUUUGAAACUUCUUUUUUUUUCUUCAAACUUUUUGAGAUAUGCAAAGUGUAAAUAAACAUUGAAAUUUUUGAA